CUUAGUGCCGGUUACAAUGUUUCAUCAGUUUAACGGUGUGAGGGCACUUUUUGUGCUAUGCUUGUUUAAAAUAAUUGCAUGCGAUGGGUCUUUCCACCUAUUCUACGAAAUUCCUGCAACUGAAUAUGACGGCUGUGAAAACCUGUCAAGAUUUUUCCAAACGAUUUACACAUCGUCACCAGUUAAUGCUUUAAAGACAAUCAUUUCACCAUUGGCCUGCAGCACUUGUCCCCAAAAAUCUCACUUCCUACACCAAAACUUAAUCAAACUUGUAUCACACGGGUCAUUAAAUAUCAACUUUAUUAUCGCAAAUCUUAAAAAAGUGAAAAAUUUGAAUAGAUACGACGUCUUAAUUACCACUUUGAUGGCAAUUAAUGAAUUUACAAAAGUCGACCCUAAAUUGAAACUUGAAAUAAGUAACGAGAUUUUUUAUUUACUCAAGAGACGUUACUUGAAGAUUAAUAAUUACUCCAAUUUAAGGCAAGGAUUUUGUCAGGAUGAAAUAGAUGUAAAGACUCCAUUCAAUAGCAUCUUCUCAAGGCAAAUACCGCAUCCAUUUUCAUCUCAGAUUCAAAGAGCAAAUAUUUUUCCAAGCAUCCAGACUCCUGUUUUAAUUCAAACUCCUAUCAACUAUUACCCAAAACCUCAAUCUACUCCUUAUCUCUCGCAACCCUUGGUCAACUAUGGAUCUCCAAUAGUUCAACAUGCAAUAAGCAAAGGUUUUCCAAGUAACCACGCUAACGGCUGUAGUUGCCAAACAAAAAUAAUUGAAAUGUUGUUAGAUAGAUUAGUAGCAUUAGAAAGACAAAGAAAACAACAGUCUUCCUGCAAUUGCAAUCAACUUUGCAGAAACACUCAAACAAGAAUUUUACCCAGCAAAACACCAAUUCUUCCAAAUUCGUUACAGUUCAGAAACAGUCCGCAAAACUUAGGCCUAAAGAGCCCAAAUGUGCCAAAAAAGCCGGUAAAUAACCUGAAUCUCCUCCACGACCUGCUUAAAAAUUUUCCAAUUUCCAAAUACCCGAAAGAAAAAAUGAUGUAUCAGAAAUUUAAAGCGUUACUGCAAAACCCACAAAUCCAAAACCUUGUGAAAAAUAUGGACUUAUCCAAGUACAAACCAAGUGAAAUUCUCUACAUCAUUAUAACAACGGUUUUGCAUACAAUUAAAACUGAAGAAAUUCAAGAAGUAUUCGCUUUUUUCAAAACCUACAGAGAAGCAGCAAGAACAGGCUUUAAUUUUGGUAACUUGUUAGAUUUCUUACCACCACCGAAGAAUUUAAAAGAGCAAAAUUAUCACAAUAUCACCAAACAUUUGCUCCUCAGUAAGGGUCUAUACAAUUUAAAGUUGAGUCCCAACUUCCAACAAGCCACAAACUUGAGUGACAAAUUAAUAAUCUUAAUACAAGAACUAUUGAAAACAAAUACAAUUUCUGGAGAAAUUAGAGAAGCGCUUCAGUACUACUUGCCUGUUCUUGUAGGGAAACGAGCAAAUAUUCAUUUUGAAAACCUGAUACCUUUACUACCGACACCUGUGAAUGAUGUUGAAAAGAGACAACUAGAUGUGUUGAAAAAUCUUUUGGCAAGUAAUGAAUUGUAUGUUUUGAUGAAAAACUAUAAUUUGAAUCACUUGACUCCGGCACAACUUUUACAAAUGGUUUUGCACCACUUGGUCAAUCAUCAUAGUGAAUAUUCAGACGCUGCAUUGUAUUCCAGAAACAAACUCGCAGUUGAAAAGUAUGGAUUUAAUUAUUACGACUUGCUAAAUUUGAUUCCUGUUACGCAAGAAAACCGGCCGUUCAUCCAGUUGCUUAACAAUUAUUUCCAUAGUCCUGAAUUUGAAGCAAUUUUAGCGAAUCCUAACUUGAAAACCUUAUCCAAUAUUGAUAAGUUACUUUUGAUUCUUGAAACCAUUCAAAAUACUUCUACUGAUGCCAAUAUACUUAAAGCAGUAGCAAAUGUUUUGGAUGAUGUGCGGCUGCAAGUCUUUUACCAAAACAUGCAGCAGAAAAUUAUUAAUCUAAUUCCAGCCCCUAAAAACAACAUUGAAAAAAGGCAAUACGAAACUGUUAAAAGUUUCUUAUUGAGCAAGAGAGCGUAUCUAAUGUUAGCUGCUAUCGAUUUAAGUGUCUUCCCAGAUAAUAAGCACCUUCUAGAAUUUGUUUUUAAAACAGUUACGGAUAGUAAUUUAGAAGAAAAUAUUCGGGAUGCUUUUGAAUACUAUCUAGAUAUAGCUCAUAAACUGAAACCACUUGAGUUUGUAACGAAGAAAGAAAUUAAGAAGAAAUUCAAAUUGACAGAAAUCUUCACUGACACGUUGGAUCUUAGAACACUGACAGUUCCACAAAAACGGGCUUUUAAGAACUUCUUUAAGUAUAUUUCAGAAUUUAAACCUGAUGCUAUGUCGAAAUUCGAUUCCUGGGAUCAAGCCAAAACUAGAGGAGAGUUUAUGAAAUUGCUUUUUAAGUAUUUCUUAGAUUCGUCUACAGUUCUUCCAGAAAUUAAAGAAAGUAUAAAAAUUCUUAAUCCUCUGGUCAAAAUGGACGGCAAAGGAGCAUUACCACCAUAAAGUCACAAACACUCUGUUUUUCUUAAAGAUUAUUGUAAUAAAGAUAAAAAAUAAAUCUAUUU
Tribolium madens (black flour beetle) is the source of this 2628-nucleotide messenger RNA. RefSeq lists its product as uncharacterized. The transcript has 2 exons. Bases 17 to 2566 code for a protein of 849 amino acids. The record is from RefSeq and is a predicted model, not a curated record. Lineage: Eukaryota; Metazoa; Arthropoda; Insecta; Coleoptera; Tenebrionidae.